GCCUUGAAGAAUUAUAAGAGCAGCUGUGUCUCUGUCUCUCUCUCCUUUGUCUCUGUCUCUUGUGUUUGUAACUCUCAAAUUUUCUCUGUUACUUUUUAUGUUUGGGUUUUUGGGUCUCUGUUUUGGGCUCUUUGUUAAUAUUCUGUGAAUAGCUGAGAGACAGAGAGAUAGAAGCUGUCAUGGGUUGCUUUCGAUGCACAGGGAAAUCAAGCAAAAAAUCAGAGAACGGGAACGACAAGUAUAGCAGCAAGAAGAACAAGCCAGACGAUCGAACCGCUUCAGAUGCAUUGAAAGUCAGCCCAAAUGAGAAUGUAAAGGAGACCGACGUGAAGAAGGAGGUAGUGUGUAAGGAUGACCAAUUAGCUUUGGAUGUAAAGGGUUUGAAUUUGAUAGAUGAGGUUACAAAAGACGGAAAAACCGAUGGCAAGCGGGCACAAUCACUUACCUUUGAUGAACUUGCAGAAGCAACCGACAAUUUUCGGUCCGAUUGCUUUCUGGGUGAGGGAGGUUUUGGAAAAGUUUACAAAGGGCACUUGGCAAAACUCAAUCAGGACGUAGCUAUCAAGCAACUUGACCGUAAUGGAAGCCAAGGAAUCAGGGAAUUUGUUGUUGAAGUUUUGACAUUAGGUCUUGCUGACCACCCGAAUCUUGUGAAAUUGAUUGGUUUUUGUGCCGAGGGAGAUCAGAGGCUAUUGGUUUAUGAGUACAUGCCAUUAGGAUCUUUGGAAAACCAUUUGCAUGAGCUUCCACCUGAUAGGCAAGUACUUGAUUGGAAUACAAGAAUGAAAAUAGCAGCUGGUGCAGCGCAGGGCUUGGAGUAUUUGCAUGACGAAAUGAAACCCCCUGUUAUAUACCGUGAUCUGAAAUGCUCAAACAUUUUGCUUGGUGAGGGGUAUCAUCCAAAGUUAUCGGAUUUUGGAUUGGCUAAAGUAGGUCCCAUCGGGGAUAAGACUCAUGUUUCCACAAGGGUUAUGGGCACAUAUGGGUACUGUGCACCAGAUUAUGCAAUGACGGGCCAGCUGACAUUUAAAUCAGAUAUUUACAGCUUUGGGGUUGUUCUUUUGGAGAUCAUCACAGGGAGGAAAGCAAUUGAUCAUACCAAGACUGCUAGGGAGCAAAACCUGGUUGCAUGGGCACGACCAUUAUUCAAAGACAGGAAGAAAUUCCCACAAAUGGUGGAUCCACUGCUCCAAGGUCAAUAUCCUGUGAGAGGUUUGUACCAAGCUCUUGCUAUUGCUGCAAUGUGUGUUCAGGAGCAGCCUAAUAUGAGACCUGUCAUAGCUGAUGUGGUUACAGCUCUAAACUACUUGGCUUCCCAAAAAUAUGAUCCCCAAAUCCAUCCAAUCCAAAACCCUAGGAGGAGCCCAUCUUCUCCUAAUGUUAAAAGGGAUGAUGAUAGAAGACAAAUUGCCGGAAAUGAAGGGCAGAGAGAGAGUGGCUGGAAGGACUAAGUCAAUGAUAAAGUGGUCAAAUACCUUAUACUCUGUUCAUACAUAAUGUGCCUCGUUAUCAAUUUUUGCAUCAUAGAAGAUAACAGGCGCUGCUUUGAACCUUUACAUACAGGGAAUUCCUGCCCUCUUCUUCUCUGAGUAUCUCCUCUUUCAUGUACAUGUGAGCUCUUGUACCUAAGAUUUCCCCUUUGUAGGAACUGUCUACCCAUUUUUAUAGUUUAGCAUAAAUUUUCUUAAUAAUGACUUCUCUUCUCAUGA
Corylus avellana is the source of this 1709-nucleotide messenger RNA. Its product is annotated as Protein kinase superfamily protein. Gene Ontology annotation, molecular function: ATP binding; protein kinase activity. NCBI's taxonomy places the organism in Eukaryota, Viridiplantae, Streptophyta, Magnoliopsida, Fagales, Betulaceae. Gene Ontology annotation, biological process: protein phosphorylation. The record is from RefSeq and is a predicted model, not a curated record.